UUGGGGUGGAGGAGGGCACCCGGAAAGUAGUCAAGGGCCCCUGGGGCUCUGGACCUUUUUUUAAAGCCACUUUUGUGGGGUGGCAUUCCUGGCCCCCCACAUCGACUCUACACAAGCGCCCUUGCUGCUUCUCCCAAAGUCCACCGAACUUCUCCCAUCAUUCACAUCAGCAACCACGGGGCCUUGCUGGAAGGAGGACAAGAAGAAACUCCAAUUUUGUUCAAUAGGUUGGGAAGUUUGGGUACUGUCUCCCUCUCCUUCGUUGGGACGGGGUGGAGUAAGGGCUGGCCGGAGAGUUUGGAUAACGUCACAGAGACUUUUGACCUGAUUGAAGCAGCAGAUCAUUUCUCAUCAUGCCUCACUUUCCCCUGCUAAGCAGAGGAGGAAGGGCGGUUCACACUGCUUUCUAAUCAUCAGGCAUAAUAGUGCUGGCUCCAAACAAUAGGCCGCUAUCCUGGAGCACCUUGUUUUCGAGUGGCACCUUGUUCCUGCAGCCCCUCAGGUCCCAGAAACUUGUUUCUGAAGACGUGCCAGUACUUCGGCCAUGGCAGCGAUGAAGCGCAAGCGUGUCGUGUUGACGAUCCAGGAGAAGCUGGAAAUCAUUGAGAAGCUGGAAAAGGGUGGCAACACGAGGCAGCUGUCCAUAAUGUACGGGAUCGGCGAACAGACCGUCCGCGACUUAAAGAAACGGAAGGCCCAGCUGCUCUCAUAUGCCAACAGCUCCGGCUCGGCCACCCUGUUGGCCAGGCGCAAAUCCAUGAAGCAGUCAACCUACAAGGAGCUGGACCGAGCCAUGUUGGAGUGGUUCAACCAGCAGCGUGCCGAAGGGACUCCCGUGUCGGGAAUCAUCUGCGCCAAGCAGGCGAAGGCCUUCUUCAACGCCCUGGGCAUGGAGGGCGACUUCAACGCCUCGACGGGUUGGCUCACCCGGUUUAAGCAGCGGCACGGCAUCCGGGAGCUGAACUACCAGGGCGAGAAGUCCAACGGGGACCGGUCGGCCGCGGCCGACUUCCGGGAAGAUUUCGAGGAGUUUACUGAGAGCGAGAACCUGCAGCCCGAGCAGAUCUACAACGCGGACGAGACUGGGCUGUACUGGAAGUCAUUGCCGGCCAGGACUCUGGCCUUUGAGAAUGAGCGGCCCGUCGCAGCCCACAAACUGAGCAGGGAGAGGCUGACCGUCCUGUGCUGCGUCAACGCCACGGGCUCCCACAAGCUGAAGCUGUGCCUGGUGGGCAAGGCCGAGCACCUCCGCCUGCUCCGAGAGGCCAACCCGCUCGACGGGUCCGUGGACUGCUUCAGCCACAAGGAAGCGUGGAUGGACUGCUCCAUCUUCAAAGAGUGGUUCGACAAGAAGUUCGUCCCACAGGUUCGGGAGCACCUACGUUCCAAAGGGCUGCCCGAGCGGGCCGUCCUGCUGCUCGACUACGCCCCGUCCAAGCCCAACGAGGGGCUCCUCAAGUCCGAGGACGGCAACAUCUUCGUCAAGUACCUGCCGCCCAACGUGGCGGCCCUCAUUCAGCCCAUGGACCAGGGGGUGAUCGCGUGCAUGAAGAGACAUUACCGGACGGGGUUGUUACGAAAACACGUGCAGGAGGGACGCGACAUCAAGUCGUUCUGGAAUAACCUGACAGCCCAGGACGCCAUCACGGAAGCCACCAGGGCCUGGAACCUCGUGAAGCCCGUGACCAUCAUCAGGUCGUGGCGCAAGAUCAUCCCCGACCCGGACGACGAAGGGAUCUCCACUGCCGUCACUGGUCUGGGGGCUGCGGGCGGGCCGCCAUCCAGGGGUCCCAGAAAGGCCGGCCCCGAGACCCAGGAGGAGAGGAGAGGGUCCGGGUACCGCUCGGUUGGCAGUCAGCUGCUCCGGGCCAAGGAGAUCGCGUCCCGCACCCAGGAAAUCAAGGUGGAGCUGAACGAGAGUGAUGGGGAGGAGCGGGAGCUCGGCCCCGAGGGGCAUGUCAGCCACAGUGCCGCGCUGAACUACGUGGAGAUCCUGCUGGACUAUUUGGAGCAGCAGGACGAUGCUCUGAUGACUGAUAAACUCGUCCUCCACCGGCUGCGCACCAACAUCAGGAAGAAGGAGAGCCAGUCCAUGGAGAGGGCGGCUAUGACGGAUUUCUUGGCCAGCGAGUAGAGGCGCGGCCCGGACCAUCCGACUCGAGACGCGCGUCGAUAUUUAUGACCUCCUCCCCUAUGUGCUUUAAUGGAAAGUAAACCUACUACAUGUGU
Messenger RNA from Ornithorhynchus anatinus (platypus), 2229 nucleotides. RefSeq names its product jerky protein homolog-like. Gene Ontology annotation, cellular component: nucleus. The transcript is spliced from 3 exons. Bases 545 to 2134 code for a protein of 529 amino acids. The record is from RefSeq and is a predicted model, not a curated record. Gene Ontology annotation, molecular function: DNA binding. NCBI's taxonomy places the organism in Eukaryota, Metazoa, Chordata, Mammalia, Monotremata, Ornithorhynchidae.